CUCUGGGAGCCGGAAGUCCCGCCUGCCGAGUAUUCGCCGCUGCCUCCGGCGUCGUUGUUGUUGUGGUCGCUUCGCUGAAGUCCGCGGCUCCGAGAGCCGGCUCCGUCCCCUCCGCGCCGCCGCCAUGAAGUGGAUGUUCAAGGAGGACCAUUCGCUGGAACACAGAUGCGUAGAAUCCGCGAAGAUCAGAGCGAAAUACCCCGACCGGGUUCCGGUGAUUGUGGAAAAAGUCUCAGGCUCUCAAAUUGUGGACAUUGAUAAAAGGAAGUACUUGGUUCCAUCUGACAUCACUGUGGCUCAGUUCAUGUGGAUCAUCAGGAAAAGGAUCCAGCUUCCUUCUGAGAAGGCAAUCUUCCUGUUUGUGGAUAAGACAGUCCCACAGUCAAGCCUAACUAUGGGACAGCUUUACGAGAAGGAAAAAGAUGAAGAUGGAUUCUUGUAUGUGGCCUACAGUGGAGAGAACACUUUUGGAUUCUGAGGGCAAUUGCUGAGCUAGGUGCACUGUUCCUGCUUGUGUAUCUUGUAAAUAGCUGGCUAUUUUCAGUUAUUAUACCAAAACUUCUUCACAUAGACCUAUUAGUGCAUUUGUAACUGGAUUUAUUUCUUAAUAUAUUGGAAGGUUUUGUUUCCUUAGAUUAGUAAAUUAUACAGAGUUUUAUUUCAAGUUUUCUUUCUGUGCAUUGUCCUCAAGGAUAUAUUCCCCAGGGACUUUGUUCCUCUGGGAAUCAGUUAAUGAAGAUAUUUCCACAAUGAAGCGAGGUAGGUGUUGUAUUAAAGUGAAAUGGAGAUGAUGCAUUUAUUCUGGAUUAUGUUUGAAGUGUUAGAUGGCUAAGUAUCAAAAGCAUUCAAAUUAAAUCCUUAGCAAUCAGAACACUUGCUUCACUAGAUUUUGCCAACUGCAAAUCAUGUUGGACUGAGCUAAUCUGUUCUUUCUGAAACUACUAUGGUAAAUAAUUAACAAUAAAACUUCCUCUUAUAAAGGCA
Molecule: messenger RNA, 984 nt
Organism: Jaculus jaculus (lesser Egyptian jerboa)
Lineage: Eukaryota; Metazoa; Chordata; Mammalia; Rodentia; Dipodidae
Gene: Gabarapl2
Product: GABA type A receptor associated protein like 2
Exons: 4
Coding region: 125-478 (117 amino acids)
Biological process (GO): autophagosome assembly; cellular response to nitrogen starvation; autophagy of mitochondrion
Cellular component (GO): autophagosome membrane; autophagosome; cytosol
Molecular function (GO): ubiquitin protein ligase binding
Source: RefSeq, a predicted model, not a curated record